GACUUAAAUAUAUUAAUAGCUAAUUAAACUGGUUGUAUUAAACAUCAGAGCGUAGCAUCGUAAAUCACGAUAGGCGCAUCUAAUUCAGUAACAGAAGUUUGAAUUUAGUGUGGUCGCACGGUAAAAUCGUUUUAGCUAAUAAAGUUCGAAACCGUAGAAACAUUAACAGACUUCUGUCUUCCUUGCAGUGUAUCAUCACGACAAUCUCCACAAUCAUCAGAAGAGCUCUAUGUGUGCAGAUGUGCCGUUAGCGGGACGGGGGGCAUCGCUGAUGCUGGCUUCCCCCUUCGUUCCUUUUUUACUGAAGCUGUCAUGUUCAACUAACUGUCCAAUGUGGUGCCUUCAUUUAGUCUGUAAUAGAUCAUCCUGUGCCCUGGACUUUAGUUGACCUGCAUGCUAUGUGUAGCUUUCUCAGUGGCUCAUAUAUUCACAAAGUACGUAAUAAUACGUAGAAUACUUAGACGCUUUACAAGUUCUUUUAAUUUAGCGGAAUCUUGGUGUGGUCCAGUGUUGCCUCGGUCACUACUCUCAUGCGUUCGACAACAAUCUAGCAGUACUUGUUACUCGUGAGUGUUUAUGACUGUGAAUGCGCCUAUUUACAUGUGCUUAUGUGUGUCUUUAAGUCUGUUUUUGUGUGAGCUGUGGUACGUUGUUAGUGUAUAGCCGCUAUUGUUGUUAUUGUAUGGUUUUCAGCAUGCGCGGGCAGGGGGCGCUACGGGGCUCAACCUCUUCUGGGACCCUUUCCCCAGUCAGUAGCAUACGACACAAGGCAGGGAGCAGUAAGCAAGGAGGCAGUCGGACGGGAGGACCAGGCGAACAUCAGCGAACUGCUGGCUGUCGGUCGUGGCUGCCGUAAAGUGCAGCGCACAGAGUCGAACGGGUCGUGGCUGCUCGUUACAACCGGACAGCCUCAAGUAGCCCGGAGCAACGAGUGGAUCAUAUCGCCAGUAGUGCUAGUAGCAGCAAGGAUCGUUGGUUUAGCCCGAACCGCAUCAAAAGCCCUCUCCGCUCCCCGAUGUGAGCGACACCAAUACGACUCGUACGGCGCUGUCUGUUAGACACGACACAGGGGACAGUGCAGUGCAUCGUACGGUUCGACGACGAGAACCAAAACCGCUCAAGUCGAUUCAGUCAGCCGGUCUAUACAGCCGAAAUAUUGGCAGGUGCCGCAGUCGUUUGCUUGCGAGGCCGCUAGAUUCUAGUGCGUCGCGCUCGGAAUCCUUCGUUGUCAGCGUCGCUGCGGUGGAGCCGAACGUGUGCAAUAUUCAAUCGUCUUGCCUGCUCGUAGUGGUUUUUCUCUGCAGUGUCGUGUAUCUAGCGCAGUGCUGUUAUUGCUGGUGUCGCUGCCAUCGUCGUCGAUGCCAGCGGCAGCUCCCAUCGAACGGAGAACGCAGAUUGACUGCGGCAAUGGAUUGAAGAUCAGAAUUAGUGAAUGCAAAACGUGGUCGUUAACUGUAAUCAAACCAGCGACGAUUACUGCAGAUCAGAUUAAGGCUCAGAGUCACGAAAGCCGACGACUGUACGACUUACUUGGAAUUAGAUCACUCGAUUAUUUGCUCGCACCUUUUGUUCAGACGACAACAAUGGCUGCAGCGUAACGUAGAUAGUCGAUAAAACGGAAACAGAUUCGACUGAAAUAAUAACACGUUAAUUAUCAAACUAACGAUUAAGAAUAUAUCUAUCGCUUGCCAUUGGAGUAACAAUGCAACCAUGCAGUGUAUUUACGUGAGCGGAAAUGUGGCGUAUUUGUGAAUUAGUAGCAGUGUUGAUGUAGGUUGAAUUUGGUCCAGGAGGAAAACGCAAGGAGGUUAAAAGCUCGCAUCAGCUAUCCACUCGAGGCUUUCGGUUCGACAGCUGAUCAGGCGAUUAUCAUUUCAUUGUCAGUGUGGACAUUUGGAGUGGCUCACGUGUCUUUCAGUGGUGUCCUUUUUCUCGACGCGUCGUCCUGCAGCCGCACAGCUGGAGGCCAACCCGUUGCCGGCAGGUCGAACAGGAUUACUCGGCAAAACCUACAGCCUACACACAAGUGCGGCUUAUGCUUUUGGAGGGAAAGGUACCGCCGAUCGGAGGGUUACUAACGAGACUUGCUGCUGCUGCUGCUGCUGCCGCCGCCGCCGCCGCCGGUUGUUCAGAAGAUGGAACCGAAAAAACGUCAACGGACGACUGGAACGUAGACUGCUACUACUGCCACUGCAACGACAACAACGAACAGAAAAAAGAUCGCGAGCGACUGUUGCAACGACCGCUGACGCCGCUCGGAGCUCGAAGGUGCUGCUACCGCCGUUGGCGACUCCUAAUAGCAGCUACAGGUAGCGAGAAUGCAAACACACAACCCUCAGAUACAGACAAAUCGAGUAACGUCGGGCGGAUGGUCAGACUGAUAGCGAACCCCACCGAUGCGCCAUUGGCAUCACCACCGACCGACGAAUAACUGCCAAUGCACCGAGACGUAUCGGAAAGCUACAACAACAAUAUACAUCCCAGCACACUCUAACGUGCGUUUAUUGACGUGUGCGUGUUUUUUCCGCAAGCAAUCAAUUACUGUCCUAUGACGACGGAAUAACCAGGCAACAGAAAGAUUACACAUACAAACACAUACUUUGCCAAGUAAAGCGGAGAAUCGGUGCUCGCGCGUUCCGUAUAGGCCAGCGCAACAUAGUCGCAAAUAUAUACGUAUAAGUAAGGGAGAUAAAGACUACUCUCUUGCCGGGAACCAAUCUAAUAGCAACAAUAACUAUAAAGACAACAACCGCAGCCGCAGCCGCAGCAGCAGCAGCAACAACAACAACAAAUGGCAGACAAAGCGUUCCUUCGACUAUGGAACUUCAGACACGUCUGAAGCUGUAGCUGACGGUUGAAAUUCUUGUGUAUAGCGUUACGAGACUAAAUUAGAAUAGGAGUCCUAAACCAGACAUACAUUUAACCCCGAAUCGUCCCCAAAGUGAUGAUGUCAAGCAGACGGUGAAACUAUCAGGUAGACACUUCAAAUUGAGCAAUCCACGCGUUGGGAUAAGUUGUAAUCGUCAGUAGACGAUAGGCGAAACGAACCUUCUACGAUGGCCAUAACUUCUUCUAGGAUGUCAUGGCCGAUAACUGGUAGUUUAGCUUUGAUUGUAGCUGCUAGCAUAUUUUGCAUUAAAGCUUUCAUUCUCGCCGUUCCUACAGCUCUGUACAAAAACAUACGAAGUACCUCAACGAAUGUAUACACAGGUUGAGUGACUAUAGCUUCAGUUUAUACUUACAUAUAAUUAAAUUUUAAGUUGCGAAAAGUACAAAUCCUAUUGUUCAUGCACACGUAUCCAGCCGUUAUCAUUCUGACUGAUACACUGCUAAUAACGGUGGACUGUUGAUUCAACAAAGAUUUCGUCUGAUGUCUUAGCACAUCUUUGCUUAGUUGCUUCUUUUAAAUCUUUCAGUGUUUUCGGUAACGUAACCUUCAUCCUGACGUAAACUUCAUCUUAAAGUUAAUCUCGGCAGGAAGAAGCCCAUCAGCGUCAGGCCUGAGUGUUCUAUCUCGUCUUCUUCGUCUAACCCACCUGUUUGGCAGAUUUUUACUUCUUCUGUCCAUAUGUUUCCAAGUGCCAUUCGCAAGAAAGUUGCUGUCGUUCCGGAUCACCGCCUUGUCUUAAAAUGCGAUGGACACAUAAGGUGCUGAUGUUAAGCUCACAAAUCUAUUAUCGAACAGACCUUUAAGAUGUUUCGCCAUAAAUUUCCAGUGCCGUUAAUCGACCGGUGAAGCUCAUUGGUAUUAUUGGUCCUCCCGAAAGCUGUCUCUCAAUAUUCUGGACAUUUUCAAAUUUCGUUUUCACUCGUAGGUUGCGUAGAUUAAUAUGCCUGAAAGUUCUGACAAUACUGUCCGUUAGUUUUUGCUAAAUUUCCAAUAAUAUUUGAAAGUAAAUUUUCCUUGUUAGAGACAUUAUCCUUUGCCCACUUAUUCUUUCUAACUAAUUAUACCUUGGAAAACAAUGUAUAUAUCAGGCUGGUUAAAAAAACGUAUGUCGAUUUUUCAUGCACCUCACUAUAGCGACUUUAUCUUAACGCUAUAUACAGCAGUUGUGUUUAUAUAUUUAUAUCGUUUGAAGUUAUAACUUUUUUUGCCUUAUUUAGCCACGUUGUUUAUGUUGUUUUAUUAAGAUGCGGAGAUGGAAAUAGUCUGAUUGAAAUCGUUGUUCACCACGCGCUCAGCCACACACCGCCUGUCUCCUUAAUGAUGCAGUGCUAUCGUGUUUGCCCUUUUAAACUUUGGGGGUUCGAAGCUGGGCGUGGACACAUUAAGUUUCAAACUGGGAGCCAGCCAUUUAAAGCAAAGCUUAACGACAGUACGAGACGUAAAAGUAAAAACAUUUAUGUUUACACCUUGCCUACCCGCUUGCCCUUUUUUCCUUAUUGUAGAAAACCACUAACUGGCUACUGUUGCCACUGUCCAUUAUGUUCGCUCGCUCUGGUCACCGACCGAUACAAAAUGCCCCUGAGUAAAAUCAAGGGGAACGCGUCAAAUAACUGUUUGAGUGCAUGCGACCAUGCGUUGAUCAUUCCGAAUGCAGUUAGUGUUAUUGUAUGACAGCGUAGAAAUAACAACAUCAAUGGCAAAUACUAUUACGUAACCUUGUUACUUACUUUCGUUAUUAUCAUAAGCAACUCAUUCUCGCUAUGUAGACAGGCGAAGUAGGCAGAGAGGAGUAACUAUUUGAUCCACGUGGCAUUCACCGUCCAUCCAUAUGGCUGUAUGUUACGAAAAAGUCCUACGUCGCAAGCGAGUGUCAGUGAGUGACCCGGUCUAGGUUUAGUAUUGGACAGCAUGUUUAAGUAAUGGGGGUGUCUACCCUGUGGAUGGCCGUAAUGUCUGAGGGUGACGUUACCUUAAAUAUGCGUACAUAUACAACGAGAUCCCUAACGCUCGAUAGUCCUAGCGUUGCAGACGCUUUUAGUGUAAUAGAUGGCACAACACAUCACUUGCCAGUCAUUCUCCUUCCUCAUCCCCAGGUAGCAACAGCGUCGGUUUUGCAUGCGUGCUCCUGUAGGGUCCUUUGAAUAAGUAAACACGCAGACACAUUUGGGCAAUUGAGAAGCGUCGAUGGAUAUUAGCAAACGCGCCUAAAGAACAACAUCGCUGAAAGCGACAAUUUUCGCUUUAUUUUAUCGGCUUCAUCCGCUAGUUAUUCACAGUAAUCGCGCAUUAACGGUAGCAACGGCAGCGGUAACAAUAUGCACCGAUACCUUGUCGACUUUGACUGUCACCGUAUGGCCAACGCUCCAUACAGCCACAAUGGCGACGAUAGGGACCGUCUCUAUAAUCGUCGAUAUAACAACAGUCAGACCUUACUCUCAGGGUGAAGUUUCAGCAUCAUGCAUCCGUGUACUUUGUGUUGAAUUGCAUGAGUACAAAUGUGGGAAUGAGACAACCGGCGACGACAUUGACAGUGUCUGCCAUAGAAGCGCCCACGCCUAGGCAAUAUGACGACAUUAGCUGCCGAGGCUUUAACAUUUCGGAUUUUCAAACUUAGGUAAAAAUCGCCUAUGUUUAGCAGACAUCGCUAUAGAAGAUCUACGAGAAUUUGGCCGAGGCAUCCGCCAUUGUGGAACAAUCUCAAAGCCUCACGUCUCUGGUCUAGACGAGGUGUUAGAACCGCGUAGUGUUCGUUAAUUGCCCAGUGUGUAUUUGUGUGUAUUUUUCCAUGUCCGUCAUAAAAACAACUUUGUUCUUUGCUGCAUGGCAGUUGCUGUUGCUGCUAUAAGCCAAUCAUCGUCGUUCGAAUCAUCUAUCUGUGUAUUUACGCGUUAGCGUUCGUGAGCACCACAAGGCAACGGUGAUAUUGACGUGCAUGCGCAGCAUAUCGUGUUCGCGCAAAUUAACGUUGCAAAAAAAAGAUAAGUUGGUAUUGAGCACCGGCUCUUGCGUAGUUAGCGGACGUAACAAAAAUUUGAGUUUCUUCCGCCUAUGACGCUUCAAAGGGAUCCUCCUGGUGUAGCCACGCGCUCAAACGUAUCUUGCCUGCAGUUAAGUGCGCCUUCGCAUUGUGGUGCAUCACAAGUCCAAGCUAAGCCCUUGAUUACGCGAACAUCGUCACUGCCGUCCGACCUCGAGGGGUUUGAGCCAUUGACGUCAUCAGUGUCCCCUUUCGUAGCACCAACCCCGUGCACUGAGGGCUGGAGCGUUUCGGGCCCGGCAAUCAGCAGCGUUGAAGGAGGCGGUAGAGCUAGCCGCAUGUUGUCACGACUCGCGCCUAACGCAUUCGUCGUCUCGCAACCGAGGGACCCGCUCUAAGCGCCACCUAACGAUGAGCGUCUAGAGCGGCGGCGAUCGCUUUUUGUGUACUGCGUCUGUCGGCAGGUGUUGAUCGCCUCGGCAGUCGCCACAAUUAAACAACAAGCAGCAGCGUUGCUUACUGCCCCAGCAUCGCUAGAGGCAACAAAAGCAACCACAACAUCAACAACGCAACGAGAAGCAACAACGAUAACAAGAAAACUGCCGGUGUACGGUAACUGCUCGGCCAAAAUCGAAUACCAUCGCCUCAGCGUUUUACCACCAACGCCAUCACUACUAUCAGCUAUAUAUACUGAACACAUUUCGGCAUCGACAACAUCGAUACCAACGCUGAAGGCGUCAAACGACACCGGUUCUGCCGAGUCCGACUGCUAUUGUUGCUGCGAGGAUUUAUGUACGAGAUUCAGCAACCGACGUGAGUUAACACCGGCAAGUGUCGAAGUGUCAAACAAUCAAGUGGAAGAAACAAAAUCCGAGCUCUACUUAUCACCGCCCACAUCACCAGGGCGCCCUGGAAACACAAAGCCACGAAGUCAGUCACGUACACAAGUGCGAAUUGCUACUCCCAUAAUGACUGGCACAGCCGACGGUCAGGCUGAACGAGGCGGAAUUAAAAGCCUCUUCGAUGAUGAAGAUUCGCAAUGGAUUUUAAGGUUCGAUUCGAUGCUCAAAUAUGCUGGGGCUGGAGUAGGGAACAGCCUAACGGCAAGUCAACCAUCUAACGAUCCUAACUCCAUUGUUGAUCGGACAGCUUCUGGUGCAAUUCUGGGUGGUGGAAGCGUACCCUCGAGCCCAUCUAGCGUUCGUCGGGCACGCGAAAAGAAAUACUCUCUGCCCAAUCCAGCGCUGACGUCAAGCUCCGUCAGCUCAGCAGCUGGACCAGCCGUGUCACGAACAGGUGUUGGUAAUAUACCAGUGCGAUCGGAUUUUAGCAGCCGAAGCUUGCGAGCUACUUCUGCGCCUCCAGGGAAACGAACCACCUCUGGAGUACCUAUAACUGCUGGAAAGGCAUCACAAAAUUCUAACCUUAAUGGUGGUCGGUCGUCGACAGGUGGCGGCAAUAUGGCGACCAGCUCUUCCAACAACGCCGCACAGGUACUGGGCGGUGUUGAUGAACAGGUUUUUCUAGCGGCAUUUGAUGAGCCUCCACUACCGUUGGUGCCAGCGUUACAUUCGGCCAGGGAUCUCGAUAACCACAUGAAUGGAAUCCGGUCAGCGCUUGGAAAUCCUGAAGUCGACUGGGAACGGAGAGUUGCACUGCUCAAAGCCUUAAGAGCGGUGGUGCGCGCUGGCGGCGCCUUGUAUGACGAGUUCUUCGCCGCGCUUCGGUUACUUGAAGUUCCGUUUCAGACAUGUGUCCGCGAUCUUCGCUCGCAAGUAGUUCGAGAGGCGUGCAUCAGCAUUGCGUACGUGUGUCGUGAACUAGGCCGUCGAGUUGAUCAUCUGUGUGAAAUUCUCCUGCCAUCUCUCAUACAACUUAUCGGAUCGUCUGCCAAAGUUGUGUCCUCAUCAGGAAUAACCUGCAUUCAUUUUAUUUUACAACAUGUUCACUCACCCCGACUUAUCCCGCUUAUUACGAGAAAUCUCACCUCGAAAAACCGGGAGAUCCGUCGAUAUUGCUGCGAGUUCUUACAUCAGCUGCUGCUUAUUUGGCCUGCGGGCUCCCUCGAGAAGCACAUUGUCACUAUCCAGGACGCCAUCAAGAAAGGCAUUUCGGAUGCCGACUCGGAAGCCCGUUGCCAGGCCCGAAAAGCUUUCUGGGGCUUCGCGGACCACUUCCCGCGGGAGGCCGAUAAGCUGUUGCUAUCGCUUGAUGUAGCCAAACAGCGUUUGCUACAUUCGGGAUACAUUUCCAACGGCCACAACUCAAUUACGAUCUCGCCUAUGAGCCAGUCGUUGUUCGGCUCAUCGCCGUCUUCGUUGACGCGAUCGUCUUGCGGGCUGAGUUCCCCUCUGGGGGGACACAGUCUUCCAUCUGGGGGGCGAACGCCAUCAUCCGAGAGCCUACAUCGCUCUCUUACCGCUGCAUCGCAGGCUGCCAGCCAGUAUGGCACCACAUCUAGAGUACGGCCUGUUUCGACAGCUCGCCGUUCUAAUAGCUCGAUCGACGCGAGUGCUGCCCGUGCAGCACGUCUACGUGUCGUUGCCGGCGGGACCAGCAGCGCAACGAGUUCUAACGGCAGUUCACCAAAGCAUUAUCAUCAUCAUCCAGCACACAACAAACAGAGUCCAGCCAAUUCGAGUAGCUCGACUCCGAGCACGCCGCAGGUCCAACCAAAGAAUGCGUUCGGUUUUGGCCAGUAUCUCUCUCGGAGCUCCUCGCGAACCCGGCUCGACUCGUCAAGUACUCUGACGACGCCUACAAGAGGGCGCCAGUCUCGCGUGUCUCAGUCACAACCCAAUAGCCGCUCAGCAUCCCCUUCGUCUCGGUUGAGUUAUGCAACAUACAACAAUAUGUUACCGGACGGACGUAUUCGACGCUCAGGUAUUCCUACGCCGAGCACUGGAAGAUCUCGAGAACCUUCACCAACCAGGUCGGUAUCGAGUCUAGUUUCAACAGCUACCGUAGGCCGCGAGCGACGCUCUUCUUUGGGUCGACCCUCAUUGCGAUUUGACUCACUCGACAGGCAACUUCGCAAUGGACGUGAUGGGGAAGAAAGAAUUCGCACAGCUUUCGCGGCGCCACCAUAUGCUUCACCAUUGACGUCUCGUGCUGUUUUCGGCUCGAGUUCUCAAUGCCAGACUUCAUCAUUGGCUGUGUCCGGCAAUGUCAGUAGUCACCAUGGGGGAGGGAGUGGCAAUGGCGGUAGCGAGGGCUCUUCGUCAAUAUGUUCCGACGUAUCCCGCAGUCAAGAAGACUAUGUUGCCGAUCUACUGCUUAGUCUUGCUAGUAUCCAUUGGUCCGACCGAAAGGAAGGCUUGCUUGGAUUACAAAGCGUUCUGCGUUCUCAUUCGCGCCGUCUCACGGAAGCGGAACUGCGAUCGGUCACCCAGACGAUGACUAAGAUGUUUAUGGACCCACACACAAAGGUGUUUUCACUAUUCCUAGAUACUCUCUAUGAUCUGGUAGCGGCACAAGCCUGCGAGUUGCAGCGAAACGUGCCUUCGUUUUUGGCCGCACUUCUAACGAAGCUUUUUACAAAACUUGGCCAUGAUCUACUAAGUUCUGUGAAUUCAAAGAUUCACGCAACGCUCGCACUAGUACGGGAUUCCUUUCCCCGCGGCGAGCAGUUCGUCAUUAUUACGAGAUUCCUUAAUGAUCCCGUGCACCAGUCCACCUCGGUAAAGGUGAAAACUACUGUUUUGCGCUAUCUGCUGAACUUGACGCGCCAAAUGGAUUCAUCGGAGAUACCAGCGAAUGAUCCGAACAUGCGAGCCUGCUUGCACAGAUUUGUGGCCUGGGCAUCGGCAGAUCUCCCAGAACACCAGAAUAAUGGCUUAGCAACCGUCGGCGCAAAAACUGCUCAGCAUCUCGAUCGGUUUAGUACAAAUGGCCUUAUGCAAGUCGAUGGGGUUCGUGUAGGGACCAUGGCAAGUGCUCGAGUCGCUCCAGAACUGUCCUCCCUAUCACGAGCGUGCAUUGGAUCACUUUAUCGGUGUAAAGCUUCCUAUUUCUCUUUAGUGAUACAUCAGAUGGCUCCCGACUACCAGAGGGUUGCUUUGGAUAUCAUCCAGAAAGAGCUUCUUCAUCAGCAGCAACAACAACAGCAAUCAUCAUCGAUUAAGGAACAAACAACAUCAGUAUCCAUGUACAAUGGUGGCAGCAGUUCGAGUGGUGUCAGCCGGUCAGGCAGCGACAGUUUAGCGUCACCGGUGACGCCCCAACGACCGUCGCCGUCUCCUUGUGCAAUCGACUUUGUUAUCGGAGGAUCGCCUUCGGUGAUAACGACCGCCUUAACGGAUGAAACUGUCACCUCUAGCCACAGCGCGAGCGGAAAUGGAGGAGCCAGUAGAAGCCUUAUAAGCGAUCCUAUAACAGCUGGAAGUACAUCCGACGAAGGACAGCUUAACGACUUACCCCCCUACAGCAAUAAUCCCCCAGUACCUCCGCCCUUGUCACAACGAUCCUUUCACUCCUCAGGGUCCCAACAUAACCAUAACAACAUUGGUCAUAGUCCUAAGGCCGGUUCGGCGGAAAGGCUGUCGCACUGUGUAUCAGUGUUGAGCUCGCCCUUAAAUUCGGCCGAAAUGAAGCGCGCUGCCUUGGUCGAGCUCGACGAACUUCUCGACAUACAUGAGUUGUGGCAAUCUGAACUCAACUUCAGAUCAACACUGAAAAUUCUUUUGGACAACACCGAGUCUUCUGAGGAGUCUCCAGCCGUACGCGCUGGUGCAUUACGAUCUCUUUCCGCUCUUGUAUCUGCGCAACCUCAACACUUCGCGCAGUAUGCGGAUCUCACGGUCGUUAAGCUUCUUCAAAGCCAGCUGGAUAAAGACCGUGAUGUUCAGCGUGCAUCAGAUUUAGCUAUUGCUGGAGCUUUGCGGGCAGCAGGAGUGGAGAAAGGCUCAGGUAUCCUAGCACGUCUAAUUGCGCGGUGGCCUGACGUUCACUUACUUGCUGCUGCGAUAAAGGCGUUAUCUCGUCUUGUUGAAUUGUCCAACGGUGAGGAACUCCGUCCAAUGCUAGAUCAGGUGGCUUCAGCACUUCUGCGCGCCUACGACCACGAAGAAUCCGCUGUACGGCGAGCUGCCGUCUUUUGUCUAGUUUUCCUUCAUCAUAAGGUUGGAGCAGAUAUAAUGGAUCCCUAUCUCGAGACCCUUCAAGGAUGCAAGCUACGACUUUUGAGGCUAUACAUUGAUCGAGCAGCCCAGCAACGGUCAACAGGCCAAUCCGCCAGUUCUGGCUCUGGAGCGGUUCAGACAUCGCUAUGAUUUGUCUUGGUCCCAUCAGUUAGCAACAGAUGAUAAGAAGAACACAUCAACCUCCGAUGAUCAGAUCAGACAUACAGUUACCCAUAGUAUCGUCAAUCCGUAACCGUAGCACUAUCGAGCUUUCGCGUCUUUUAAUGCGACCUAUGCUCAGCUGGUCCCUAUCUACUCUGAUCAUCCCACCGCAGGAUAUCAAGCCAAGCCGGAACGGAUUGUAUGGAGCUGCCGUAUUCGCUAUCCGACCGUAUUAGUAGAUUUUCCCUUGAGUCAAGACAGUAUAACAACCUCAACAGAGGCUCACAGUUUGCCAGUAGAUAAAUGAAUAGUGGCGAUUCCCGUAUAGCGAUCUAUGUACAGUCACAAAUCGCGAAUACGAUAAAGACACCAUAUAAGCCCACUUAUGAUACGUCUACAUAUGCAAUCUCAGAAUUAGGAGUUUCAAUUAAUGUCAGAAACAAACAUUCUGUUAACCGUAAAAAGUCAUAAGUCAGCCAGCUUAAAACUACAUUCGAAAAAGUUCUGGUGUUACCUGCAGACCGAACAGUUUCGAUGCCAAAAUCAAAAGGUGCGAGGAGAUCCCCGCCCAAUAAUUGUUUGCCCUCUUAUGGAGUUGACCUCGGAAACUGCCAGCGAAAUGAAAUUUCACAGUUUAAUAUCGUGUGAGGGCUACACACGAUGAAUCGUAACAUAUUUGUCGGCUAGAUCUUGAUAAAGGUAGGCGAAUUUGAAACUGUAUAUUGGUUUUUAUACCGAAAUUUUUACUGCGACUCAGUUUGAGCAAUUACUUCUUUUCUAGGUAUUCUAAUUCGUAAUCAUCUUGAGAGGUGAGUCCCUGUAAAGUAGGAAAUGCAUACAUUUAACACGAGAGAAAUACAGUAUCACAGAGUUGAGUACAUUUUACAACAUAGCUGUAGAAAGUAGUUUUUUAUUGUUCAGCUCUAAUGUAGAAGGCAAAGCGACAACGUUUGUUAUGGUCCUUUUACGUCAAAUCUGUUCUUGCAUUACGCGUCGAACAUCUUUCCAAAAUAAUACUAUAGGCUUGGACCGACUGCUGCCCACAACAGUACGAUGAGCUGAUUUCUAUGUAACUGCUUAAAAAUGCUUUUUCGAUAAUACCUCAUUCUCGGAAGUCGAGUCUUUUGACGACUAAGCCUGAGCUGCAUCCGUGUGGUUUUCCGCAUGAUAUAAUAAGCCCUAUUUAUGGUAUAAUAAUAGUUAUUACAAUUAUUAUUAUUAUUAUUAUAAUUUUCGUCUGUAACACUACUUUUGCAAAAAGAGUUUCACUGAAAUCAAAUUUUGACUAGUGUGGAGCUGCGUGAUAUUCUCAUGCAUUGUAUUUACAAUGCACAGUCGUUACAUAUUAAGUAGAUGAUCAUUCAGGUAAAUUUCAGCGCAUAUAUGAAUAUACUAGCGCACUAUGUAUAGAUUAUCGGAAGCUUUCGUCGUGCCCAGCGUGCGUGGGGCAUGCAUCACCACCGUUCGUAGUAUACAUUGCUGUUAGCCCUCCUGCCGGUCUCUGUGUAUGCAUGACUUUUAAAUGAACCAGUUAUUUCUCAGGACCUUCCUUCUACUUCCACGUUUACAGACUGAUGUCAAAUUUGAAAAUAUAAUGAAGUACGACUAUAGAUGGAUAUCUUUAGGUUGAAUGCGUACAUACAGGACAGACAAAUUAUUUAUUUACCUUGUACCUAGACGACAGCGAGUCACUUAAAACACGAAUGCCUACAUUCACUGAUGCCUCUAUAUACAAACUUACCGUAUGCUACCUAUCAAAUAUUGUAUUAACACUUGUGCCGUAAUUACUAGCAUUGUGUAUGGUCCGGCAGAUGAUGAACGGAACCCGCCGUUGAAGAAAAACUUUGGAGACGUUACGUCAUUUAUUGAAUCACAAAAUGAACCAUUCUUGUUCGUAGGCCCGAAAGAACAUUUGCGACGUCGACCAAAGAGAGACGGAGGACCUAGGUCGAUCGUUAGGUAUAUAUAUACACUUAGUAUGUAAAUGCGUUUUUGGAAGUUUUUCUCGUUUAUUAUUAUACUGUGACAUAGUAUCGGAAUGCCUGCCAUGUUAUUGCGUGCUCAUGUCGAGUGCACACACAACAGUGAUUGCAUACCGAAAGUAUUAUAUAUUCUUUGCAUUUCAUUAAUUAUAAUUUAUAUAAAUCUUAUUAAAUAUAUGAUGAUAAAUGUAAUGAGAAUAACAAAAAGAGAACACCUAUAAUAAGUGUUAGAAAUAGGACUAGUAUUAAUAGCAGUAAAUGGCGAUAACGAGCAACAAUUAGUAUUGUUGAAUAGAACAGAGGUAGCGUAACUUUUUAUGCAAAAUAUUAUUAACUGUUCGUUGUUUUUUUUAAUAGGUGUUACUCGAUAAAGUGACACUUCGAUUAGAAUGUUUGUAGAAAACACUGGUUGAGCCAAUAGAAAUCUCAUUUUUCGACUGGCGAAUUUACAGCCGCGCGGGUUAACAGCGAUGGACACGAUAUCAGUUUAGUUGAUGGAGAUAAUUUGCUUAAGCUAGCUCAAUUCCGCGAAAAUUACGUGAUCUACAGCUGCAAAAAUUAACACAGUGAGAUUAGAGAUACGCUAAAACACCUACUUGAAUGCAAUCGAAACUGCUAUAGGCAAUGCGUCCUACUAACAGGUGAUGGAGAUCGUAAUCUUAGGUGCAGGACCUGCAGGACUUUCUUGAAAUAUGCUACAAACUACUUCGGCCAUUUUUCUUUGUACAUUUAUCAAUUUAAUGUUAGUGCUAGUUAUAAACGUAACUAAAACGUUAGCAAAUAUUACUACCUACCGUUACAGUAAAUACAUAAAGCUGCAAGAUCUGCGCAAGCUGUCAAAGCUUCGUUAAACCUGACAAUACA
Molecule: messenger RNA, 13995 nt
Organism: Varroa destructor (honeybee mite)
Lineage: Eukaryota; Metazoa; Arthropoda; Arachnida; Mesostigmata; Varroidae
Product: CLIP-associating protein 2-like
Biological process (GO): establishment of mitotic spindle localization; mitotic spindle assembly
Cellular component (GO): spindle microtubule; kinetochore; microtubule organizing center
Molecular function (GO): microtubule binding
Source: RefSeq, a predicted model, not a curated record